UGCUCGGGGUCCUAUGCAUGUUGACUGGAUAGCGUGGUGUGAGGAGUUAAACGCGUGAAUGUCUAGUGAUGGUGUCGACUUUUUAAUUUAGAAUAUAGAUAGAACAUAGACAAGCUGUGAGGUGACUCUCACCAGGGAUCUUCAUGAUGGAUCAGACACAAGAUAGUCCCUCAACAUCCCAGCCUGGUGACAGUGGGUCAUCACUGACAUUUGGUGAACAUCAAGAUGUUGAAGCAUUUUCACAGGCUUCCCUGAGGGAAAUCAUGGCUGUCACCAAGCUGUCAAAUGAAAUACCCUGUGAUGAAACAUUUGCUCUUUACUCCAGUUUUCCAGCAUUUAAGCAGAUUAUGGACAUGGAAGGCAAGAUGUGCUUGGAGCUCAUCCGAAGGGUCUUGAGCAAGUACAAGAUUCAGGGGGCCCUCUCCAGUCGUGACCUGGAUGAGAAGUUUGACCUGAUCGUGGAAGCCAAUGACCAGCUGCUGGAAAAAAUUAACGGUGACCUGGACGAGGCGGCCGGCAUGAAGAAACGGCUGGAUCCGGUGGUGCAGACGGUCAGCGCCAGCACCGACGGUCCGAUUAGCGGCCGCUGGAACGUCACCACUAACCGGACGGUGGCGCGGUCGCCCUCGCAAACAAUCCGCCUCAUGACGGCGAACAACAUCGAGCGGCCGCAGCUGAGCUUCAAGCAGCGCGUCGACAACACGACCGCGGCGUUCGUGCCGAUCAUCACGGAUAAGCCACAUGCGCUGCGGCCGCUGGCCGUGCUGCUCGAGACGGACGACCAGGGCUUGGAGAGCUUCUCGCACCCGUACGAGUUCGAGCUGGAGCGUUUCCAGCCGCCGGAGUGGGCGCUGCGCCCCGCCUCUGAGCCGACGCCGCCGUCGCCGGCCGACCAGGCGCCCGUCACCAUGGUGACGAGUCCGGCCGGCCUCGAGCAGCUGGUGAAGGAGCUCAGCAGGGAGAGCGAGGUCGCCGUCGACCUGGAGCACCACAGCUACCGCAGCUACCUGGGCCUGACGUGCCUCAUCCAGAUUUCGACGCGCACGCGCGACUACAUCGUGGACGCGCUCCAGCUCCGAGGACAGCUGCAGCCGCUCAACGAGGUGUUCGCCAAUCCCAACAUCGUCAAGGUGUUCCACGGCGCCGACUCGGACGUGGAGUGGCUGCAGCGCGACUGCGGUCUGUACCUGGUGCACCUGUUCGACACGCACCAGGCCUGCAAGGUGCUGGCCUUCCCGCGCCUCUCGCUCGCCUACCUGCUGCAGCACUUCUGCAACGUGACCGCCGACAAGCGGUUCCAGCUGGCCGACUGGCGGAUCAGGCCGCUGCCCGAGAACAUGGUGCGCUACGCUCAGGAGGACACGCACUACCUGCUGUACAUCUACGACCGCAUGCGCAACCUCCUGCUGGAGAAGGGCAACGAGCAGAAGAACCUCAUUCGGAGCGUGUACACCAACAGCACGCUCGUCUGUCUGAAGAAGUACCAGAAGCCGGUGGUGCGAGCCGACAGCCACGUGGAGAUGUACCGGCGAAGCAAAAAGUCGUUCAGCAAUAAACAGAUGGCAGCACUGGCGCAGCUCUACAAGUGGCGCGACGAGACUGCCCGCAUCGAGGACGAGAGCACGCAGUACGUGCUGCCGAACCACAUGCUGCUGCAGAUCUCUGAGCUGCUGCCGCGCGAGAUGCAGGGCCUGCUGGCCUGCUGCAGCCCCGUGCCGCCGCUGCUGCGCCAGAACCUGGCCGCCGUGCAUAAGAUGGUGCUGACCGCGCGCAGUCUGCAGCAUGUCAUCGAGACGCGGGCGGACCCGGCCAUCCUGGUGGAGGCGCCGGCCCGGUCACGUGACGAGUGCAACAGCGUGCUGCACAACCGGCACGACACCAGCCACCUGGCGGACGGCGACCGAGUCAACGUCCCCAUGCUGCUGUGUCCGGGGGCUGACGACAGCCUGGACACGUCGGCGGCGGAGGAGGUCCCGACGCCGUCAGCCAGGAUCAAGGAGGCGCCGGAUCUGGACGUGUUCGCGCCGGAGCGAGUGGUGACGUCAUCCGUGGGAGAGGAUUGGAUCAGCCCCUACCGCCGCUACCUGAUGAUGAAGGAGAGCGUUGGUGACGAGAAGGUGGUGCGUCGGAUGGCCGAGCUGACCGAGAUGACGCCGGAGCGCGCGCCGCGGCCGGCGCCGCGGGCCUCGCCGCCGCCGGCGCUCGAGGCCGUGCUGCCCGGCCUAGCGGACCAGUCGUCAGUCAAGGUGGCCCUGGACCAGCCGGAGCCGAAGGCGCCGCAGACGCUGCGUGUCUCGCGGAAGGACACCAUUCGGGAGGCGAAGAAGGGCCGUAAGGCGCACAAGCGGAAGCGGGACGCGGACGGCGCGGAGGUGGCGCCGCCCACCAUCCCGUUGGCCGAGCCGGGCCCGCCGGCGGCGCAACGGCCGCGCCCCGCCGGCCAGUGGACCAAAGAGCCGGCGCCGCCGCCGCCAGACCCAUUCGACUACUCGAGCGUAGACUACAGCACGUUCGGCCGGCCGGCCAGCACGGCGCGCGCCGACAAACGG
Molecule: messenger RNA, 2549 nt
Organism: Pollicipes pollicipes
Lineage: Eukaryota; Metazoa; Arthropoda; Thecostraca; Pollicipedomorpha; Pollicipedidae
Product: exosome component 10
Exons: 17
Biological process (GO): nuclear polyadenylation-dependent antisense transcript catabolic process; nuclear polyadenylation-dependent snRNA catabolic process; nuclear polyadenylation-dependent snoRNA catabolic process
Cellular component (GO): nucleolus; nuclear exosome (RNase complex)
Molecular function (GO): nucleotide binding; 3'-5'-RNA exonuclease activity; single-stranded RNA binding
Source: RefSeq, a predicted model, not a curated record